ACGACGGCAAGCCGACCAUUAAUGCCCGCGAGUACACGGGCGACAUUUUAUACAUAUAUUAAAGAAAAACUGAUUCUCCCCCACUAUCUCAUCCCUUUCUCUUUUUGGUGAAGUCUCCUCCCUUUCUUGGCCGCCGCGAAGUCCUCGUGCUUUACCCCGCUCGCCUUGGAUCGAUCGACGAGCCGCUGUGGAGUCCGGGGUUUAGGAUUCUGGGAGGAGGAGGAGGAGGAGGAGGGGUGGGAGAGAAAUAGGGAAGGAGGGUUCAGUAUGCCCCCGAUGGAUGAGGGUUUGUUGGAUGAUAUCAUAGCGCGGCUUCUUGCGGCGAAGACCGGGAGAGGGGCGACGAAGACGGUGCAGCUGACCGAGGCGGAGAUCCGGCAGCUCUGCGUCGCAUCCAAGGAAAUCUUCCUCAGCCAGCCUAAUCUUUUGGAGCUCGAGGCGCCGAUCAAGAUUUGCGGAGAUAUCCAUGGUCAGUAUUCUGAUCUUCUCCGGCUGUUUGAGUAUGGCGGGUUUCCACCAGCGGCAAACUAUCUAUUUCUUGGGGAUUAUGUUGAUCGUGGCAAACAGAGCAUAGAGACCAUAUGUCUCCUCCUUGCAUAUAAGAUAAAGUACAGAGAAAACUUCUUUCUUCUGAGGGGCAACCAUGAGUGUGCUUCCAUUAAUCGUAUCUAUGGGUUUUAUGAUGAGUGCAAGAGGAGGUUUAAUGUUCGGCUAUGGAAAGUUUUUACCGAUUGUUUCAACUGCCUUCCAGUGGCUGCCCUUAUUGAUGAGAAGAUACUCUGCAUGCAUGGGGGAUUGUCGCCUGACUUGAAAAACUUGGAUCAGAUCCGAAAUAUUGCUCGACCAGUGGAUGUACCAGACCAAGGCCUCCUUUGUGAUCUGUUAUGGGCUGACCCCGACAAAGAUAUUGAAGGCUGGGGUGAAAAUGAUAGAGGUGUCUCCUAUACUUUUGGGCCUGACAGAGUCUCUGAGUUACUUCAGAAGCAAGACUUGGACCUCAUCUGUCGAGCUCACCAGGUUGUGGAAGAUGGUUAUGAGUUUUUCGCAAAACGCCAGCUGGUGACUAUAUUUUCUGCACCAAAUUAUUGCGGGGAGUUUGACAAUGCUGGUGCCAUGAUGAGUGUAGAUGAUACUUUGACUUGUUCUUUCCAGAUCUUGAAACCAUUAGAUAAGAAAGGAAGAUUUGGAUUUGGAAACAACAUAUUGAAACCAGGGACUCCUCCAAGAAAGUUGUUCCUUCUACAUUUAUAUGCAAAUGCUUCCAGCAGUGACUUUCAUGAGGCAAUGUCCAGAGUGAAUCUACUCUUGCAAUAUUGUGCAAGGAUUAACUGCCACUGGCACAGGGAAUGCUGGUCAGUGGUUGGCUCAACAAGUGCCACGGUGAAAAUAGCAAGUGAGAUUGAGCUGUUAUGUACCUGUACUGAACUGGCAUAGGUCAAUACGGGAUGGCACAGGUCAAUACCCUACAAUAUGUAGUGUGAUGCAGAGUUGUGCCCAUUGUGGAACCAGCAUGGAAUGACACAGCAUGGAUGAGACAGACUGGCACUUAAAAGGUGGAAAAGGUUAGGAGAUGAGGCAUGCUAGCUCUUGUAGAUGUAUGUUUUUGGAAGAUGCAGGAGACCAUAUUCAGCUCUUUGGAAUUCCUACACACAGUGGAGAAUUUAGUGCUUUGCCCCCCUAUAAGAGACAAAAAUGCACCUUGUUUCAAUUAAAGAGGCAGAGGCCUUUUUUGGCAACUAGCCAAACUUCUGGCUUGAAAGUGUGAAAAUUAAAGGUUGUUUAAUGUUAUCAUCAAAUUGUAUGGUGUAUAUAAUUUCAUUGUUUGCACCAGAUGUGCUCUAGAUUACACCAAUUGGGCACUUUGGUUUCUGAUAUUGUGGGAUGCGCUCAUAGCAUCACACCUUUUUCCAUGGUCUAUGGGAUAUGGACCUGGACGGCGAUGGCUCUGAAUGACUGCAAUUUUGACAAGCAAUGAUCUCAACAAUUUAAAUUACUUGUACAGCCAGAAAGGAAUUAAAAGAAUCCAGAUGGCACCACAAAAAGAAACACUAUAUACGCAGCAUACCCUUCAUGAGCCAGCUCCUUUUGGUUACCUUUUGCAAGCACCCGGAAGCCCUGAGGCCACCCGUCUUUCCAUCCAUUCUGGAAUAAUUUUGUGCAGAGCAUGUAAUGGGGUUAUUCAAUUCACUUGUUUUGGAACUGAUUUUCUGAGCAGGAUCUAAUGUUGUUUAAUUCA
Phoenix dactylifera (date palm) is the source of this 2236-nucleotide messenger RNA. RefSeq names its product serine/threonine-protein phosphatase PP1-like. Gene Ontology annotation, cellular component: cytoplasm; nucleus. Lineage: Eukaryota; Viridiplantae; Streptophyta; Magnoliopsida; Arecales; Arecaceae. Gene Ontology annotation, molecular function: protein serine/threonine phosphatase activity. The record is from RefSeq and is a predicted model, not a curated record.